Mus musculus (house mouse) is the source of this 3782-nucleotide messenger RNA. It is a transcript of the gene Snrnp35, whose product is annotated as small nuclear ribonucleoprotein 35 (U11/U12). Gene Ontology annotation, cellular component: spliceosomal complex; nucleus; nucleolus. Bases 322 to 1056 code for a protein of 244 amino acids. Gene Ontology annotation, molecular function: RNA binding; nucleic acid binding. The transcript is spliced from 2 exons. Lineage: Eukaryota; Metazoa; Chordata; Mammalia; Rodentia; Muridae. The record is from RefSeq and is a predicted model, not a curated record.
CGUGGCCGACGCCAUGUUGAAGCCUGGCAGAAACCGGGCAGUGGGAGUGGGAGUGAGACUGAGGGUUGGGGAGCCAGGCGGCCGGGGUGAGGGGCGGGGUGAGGGAUGGGAUGAGGGACAGCCUUAGGGACAGCCCUGUCCAGGCGUAGUUGGAACCUGGGUACCGAGGAGCCGGCUUCACACCGACAGCUCCUCCUGGGCGUCCUCGGCGCCACUGCGCAUGCCUGGGACGGUUGGGCAGUGGCGGUUUCGUCCUAUGUUGGCUUUCGGAAGGCGCGCUUGCCAGUUUCUCAAAUUCCUGAAACCUCUACACCUCCGAGCAUGAGCGACUGGAUGCCCAUUGCCAAGGAAUAUGACCCGCUUAAAGCUGGCAGCAUCGAUGGUACAGAUGAAGACCCACAUGACCGAGCUGUGUGGAGGGCCAUGCUGGCCCGCUAUGUCCCCAACAAAGGAGUCACCGGAGACCCCCUCCUUACCCUGUUUGUGGCACGACUGAACUUGCAGACCAAAGAGGAAAAGUUAAAGGAAGUCUUCUCCCGGUAUGGUGACAUUCGGCGGCUGAGGCUGGUUCGGGACCUGGUGACAGGCUUCUCCAAGGGCUACGCCUUCAUUGAGUACAAGGAGGAGAGGGCCCUGAUGAAGGCCUACAGAGAUGCUGAUGGCCUGGUCAUUGACCAGCACGAGAUAUUCGUGGACUAUGAGCUAGAGAGGACUCUCCGUGGCUGGAUCCCUCGGCGGCUGGGUGGCGGAUUGGGUGGGAAAAAGGAAUCUGGGCAGCUGAGGUUCGGUGGGCGAGAUCGGCCUUUCCGAAAACCCAUUAACUUGCCAGUUGUCAAGAAUGAGCCACAUAGAGAAGGGAAAAGGGAAAGGAGGGAGCGAUCUCGAUCUAGGGACAGACACUGGGACCCCAGGCCCAGGGAACGGGAUCAUGACAGGGGCCGAGAGAAGCACUGGCAAGAGAGGGCCAGGGUGUGGCCUGAGAAUGAUUGGGAAAGAGAGAGGGAGUUCAGGGAGGAGAGGGUCAAAAGCCGGGACAAGAGGGACAGAAGUAAGUAGAGGCAGCAGCAGGCAGCCUCCGUCAGGCUGGGGCAGUGCCUUUAGCAGUACUGGGGAUUGAACUAGAGAGUGCGGCAUGUCAGGCAAGCGCUCCAACCACAGCCACAUAGGAUGAGAGGGAGAAACAAGUGUGUAAGAAGAAAUGUCCAGCUCCUGUGGAAAUAGAAGAGUUUUCACAUGCUGUCAACCCAGCACUUGGGAGUUGGAGGCAGAAGGAUGGAAAGAGAGAGGGGAUAAUAAAGAAUCUGUCUUCCCUUUCUCACACCUUUUGAGGUGGGGUUUGUAUGUGUGGCAGAGGGGAUAGUGGUUUAAACCCCUUAAGUAGCCUGGUGUGAUGGCACACCCCUGUCAUCCUAGCACUGGGGAGACAGGAGAAUUGCAAGUUUGAAGCCAGUUUGGGGUACAAAAUAAGACCCUGUCUCAAUAGCCUAUGAGAAUUAAUUAUACUGACAUUGACUCCUGGGAUAUAUUGUCUUUUCCAUUUUCAUGUUUGUAGCCCCAGGGUUUGCUAAAUUAGAAAGGUCAAAUCCAAGGAGAGUGCUCCAGCUCUUAAUAACUAGACAACAGGUUGAGCAUCUGGCUCAGCAGGCCGCUGCUGUCAAGUCUGUAGCCUGCUCCCUGAAAAAGUGCUGAUGGCCAGCCUUCUUCCCACACUGGCAUUUCAAAUGAAACAUGGCCUUGCAGGGCUGUGAUCUGUAGCUGACUCUGAGCUCUUUGAAGAUAAAUCCAGGCGAUGGUAGGAUAUGCAGAGGCAAGCAGAUCUCUGUGUUCGAGGCCAGCCUGGUCUACAAAGUGAGUUCCAGGUCAGCCCGGGCUGUACAGUGAGACUCUGUCUCAGCAGGAAUGAGCUGAAAGAAAGGGAGGAAGGAGAGACCACCUGGACCUAGUUUGAAGGGCUGGUGUGCUCUUUUUCUGAUUAUCUGGGUUCAGGUUGGCUGGACAGCUGAAAUCUGUAAACUUGAAUUCAACCAAAGACUGCUCUCAAGACUUUAAAAGUAAAAUGGCAUUUGGCCAGGCUUAGUGAGGCACACGCAUAAUCCCAGCCCUUAGGAGGCAGACAGGCAGUUUGAUCUAUAUGAAAUUCCAGGCUGUUUCAUUCAGUAAACAUACUGCCAUUGGAGAGCUAACGAGGUGGCUCAGAGCGUCAAAGUAUGUAUUACUUGGGCUGGAAAGACAGCUCAGCAUUUAAGAGCACUCGAUGUUCUUAGAGGCAACCUGGGCUCCAUUCUCAGCACUGCAUGGUGGCUUAAAAACCUCUAAUUCCAGUUCCAGGGGACCCCAUACCCUUUUCUGGCCUCAUGUGCAUGCGCAUGUGCAAAACACACAUACACAAAAUUAUAUAUACACGUGUGGAGGCACUUACACAAACACUAAAUUAAAUCUCUUUUUAAAAGGGUCACACAACCCUGAUCUUAGAUCCCCAGAACCAUGAUUGAUAUAAUCAGUGUGUGACCUCCACAUGAGCGCCAUGGCACACACAUCACACAUACAAAGGUUAUUAGAGCCAGGCAUAGUGGCACAAGCCUGUCAGCCCAGCACUUAGGAGACACAGCACUAUUUGGAAUCUAAGGCCAACUAGGGCCAUAUAAUAAAAUCUUGACUCAAAAACCAUCACAAAGCUGGGUGUGGUGGCGCAUGCCUUUAAUCCCAGCACUCGGGAGGCAGAGGCAGGCGGAUUUCUGAGUUUGAGGCCAGCCUGGUCUACAAACUGAGUUCCAAAACAGCCAGGGCUAUACAGAGAACCCUGUCUCGGAAAAACAAGAAAUGGCUGGACCUUGAGAGCACACUCACAUUGAAGCCACAGUGAGUGCUAGUGGCAUGCACCCACGUGCUCAGCUUCUCCUUGUUUCUUAACUAAAGAGCGUGAUGCACAGGGCAUGGUCCCAUUCAUCAUACGAUCUUAGGAAGUGACAUCCUCUGAUCCCCAUGUGCUCUGUGCAUCAGCAGAAAGUACAUGGGCUAGUCUUCAGUUCCUCCUGUGGCCAUGCAACUGUGGGUCAGCUAGGCACGUGGUCUCUAAGCCCCUGCCUACCCAAGCCCUUCCACCCACCCCUACCUCUGACUUCCUCAUCCACCACAGCACAUCACCUAGGCUUGUGAGCCUGGUACCCAAUCCACUUUAAAACACUGUUGUCUUUGCAUAGGACCCAGUAUUUCACCCAAGAAACAUGAGAAGAAAAAAAGGUAGCAGGAAAAGAAAAAGGCACACAGGAAACAAGUUGAUGUCUCAUCCUAAACAACAUUGUUUGGUUAGUACUGCGUAGCUCACAGCAGAUUCCAAGGCACACCAUCUCGGACAGGCUUCUUGGGCCUCUAGCUUUAUCAGAACAAAGUGUGACAGUCCUGUGGUUGUUUCUAGCGAGUGGCUAGAACUGCAUGAUUUUCUGUUGUGUCCCAGCCAAACUGGGUAGUCCAUCCUAUGAUCCGAGGCUCCACCUGUCCGAUUCACGCUUCCUGUUAUGUAUAGCCUGCUACCUCCAGGGCAACUUCAUGAUAUAAAACUCCCUUCCUCUGCUCCUCACCGACAAAGGCCGUAAGAAAACAAACAAAACCUAGGAGUCAAACAGCUAUGAUAGUGGCGAAGUGUUCAGCUUAGAAAGCCUGUUAACUGAAAUUAAUGUGGUCUGGUUUCAUAUCCUCAUCUUAUUAAAUAGAGGUCCUAAGGGUUUCGAGGCAUUGAGUAUAAACUGGGUAGCCCUGCAGAUAAAUAAAACACUUCUUUCAAA